UGCUUAUUUGUUUCCAAUGCUUUUUUUACUUUGUAACAGCUUAUAAAAAACGUCUGAAGGAGCAUGGUAUUUUUCUUCCAUCUAGACUCAAGAUAUUUAGAACAAGAAAGAAAUUUAUGGCUGGGCCAUUUGAGAUAGAACCUAUCAGGGUGACCCAUUCUAUUCCUGAUUGUUGUGGAUUGGUUCUUUGCUGUUUUGAUGGUACUAUUCUUCACACUGGGGACUGGAAGAUCGACGAGACACCUCUGGACGGGAAAAUUUUUUAUCGCGAGGCUUUAGAGGAACUCUCUAAAGAAGGAGUAACACUGAUGAUGAGUGAUUCAACCAAUGUACCCUCACCUGGAAGGACAAUAAGUGAAUCUGUUGUUAAAGAUGCAUUAUUGAGGCAUAUUUCAGCUUCUAAAGGAAGGGUAUUCGUUGGCAUGUCUUUGAGGACAUAUUUAGAUGCAGCUUGGAAGGAUGGAAAGGCUCCAAUUGAUCCAUCCACUCUGAAGAAUGAAAAUGAUAGAUUGACAGCUGGACCGUUACUUAUUUGUCUAACUGUGAAAGCAGAGGAUAUUGAUGUUUAUGCUCCAAAGGAUCUGCUAAUUGUAACAACAGGAUCUCAAGCAGUUAAAAAUAUGUGA
Arachis ipaensis is the source of this 626-nucleotide messenger RNA. The record is from RefSeq and is a predicted model, not a curated record. NCBI's taxonomy places the organism in Eukaryota, Viridiplantae, Streptophyta, Magnoliopsida, Fabales, Fabaceae.